UUGCUUUCGAAAAUAGAUUUUUUGCGAAAAUAGAAAGAUUUGUGUUUUUCUCGUGUAAUUCUACUGCCGUUUCCUUUCCACAACGUGAAUAAAUAGAGUGCUGCGUUGGUUUCGGGUUGAACAGAACACCAAAGGCCAUGGCGAGCGGAUUCGUGACGGAAACAGAGUUGGCCGAAGCUCGUCGCUUGCGGCAGGAGGAAUGGGAAAAGGUGCGAACCGCGGAUCAGCCGGAAGAGGCCCCCGAGGAGCCGUACGAUGGAAGAUCGCUGUACGAUCGACUGCAAGAGCAAAAGCAGAAGAAAGAUCUGGAGUUCGAAGAAGCCCACAAGCUGAAAAACAUGAUCAAAGGUCUGGACGAUGAUGAGGUUGAAUUUUUGGAUCUGGUCGAUAAAAAUCGAAUGAACGCGGAAAGACAGGCCCAGCUGGAGGAGCGAAAAGAACUAAACGAAUUCCGCGCUAAAGUGGCCACUCUGCAGGAGAAGCGGUUAGAUGAGCAAAUACAGCAGCAGGUUUCAAAGCCCAAACCGACCAAAUUGCCCGUCACCAGUUCACGAACGAGUCAAAAGCAAAUUCUGGCCGGUGCCGUUGUCCGCAAACGUAAACUAGAACCCGACACCGCAUCAACUGCAGGGCCCAAAGAAACCUCCGGAUCAUCAGUGGUGCCAGAACCGUCAAAUGUGGAGGAAGGCAAGGAUGAAAGGGUGGCUGAUGAUGAGAAAUCGAACGAAAGCGCAAAUAAUACGGGUGGCAAAACAGUAGUACCCGGUUCGGCCCUGAGAGUAAUUGGUAUACUGCCAGGAAUCGGGUCGUACAGUGGAUAUGGAGAAGGUUCCGAUUCAGACAACAGUUCCGAUUCGUCGGAUUUGGACACUAGUCAACCGGGCGUGGACUGGAUCGGUCGCAAGAUACGCAAAACAUGUGAUGAAAACUGAUUACGUUUGGCCUCUAGGUGUUGCUUCUACAGAUAUUCACAUAUUGUCAUUUUAUGUAAAGUUCGAUGAGUGAUUCGUUCCUGGUGGUACAGGAUUUUUCCUUGUUUGUUCAGCUAUAUACCUUCGCCGACAAGACGGGCAGUAGUAGAAUGUUCACAAAUGAUUCAGAAACGAAGGAGAAGAGGAUAACAGUUUCAGAAAGUACAUGUGCUCCUACGAGGACUAGCGACCUAAGUAAGUGUUGUUGAAUUUGGGUACUUGCUAAUCCAUUAUUUGGGCGAUAUAGUGAAUUAAACCUCUUUGACAGC
Anopheles darlingi is the source of this 1240-nucleotide messenger RNA. RefSeq names its product PSME3-interacting protein. Lineage: Eukaryota; Metazoa; Arthropoda; Insecta; Diptera; Culicidae. Gene Ontology annotation, cellular component: nucleus. The record is from RefSeq and is a predicted model, not a curated record. Bases 138 to 932 code for a protein of 264 amino acids. The transcript is spliced from 4 exons.